Messenger RNA from Tympanuchus pallidicinctus (lesser prairie-chicken), 8454 nucleotides. RefSeq names its product protein tyrosine phosphatase non-receptor type 13 (gene PTPN13). The record is from RefSeq and is a predicted model, not a curated record. Gene Ontology annotation, cellular component: cytoskeleton; cytoplasm; nucleus. Gene Ontology annotation, biological process: peptidyl-tyrosine dephosphorylation. The transcript has 48 exons. Gene Ontology annotation, molecular function: phosphatidylinositol 3-kinase regulatory subunit binding; protein tyrosine phosphatase activity. Lineage: Eukaryota; Metazoa; Chordata; Aves; Galliformes; Phasianidae. The coding region runs from base 144 to 7706 and encodes 2520 amino acids.
UGAGCGCCGUGCGGGAGAGGAGAGCGUCGGGGCGGGCGGCGAUGGUGCUGCGUGCUGGCGGCCGCCCCGCGCUCCUCCAUAGGCGGCGGCCACGGAGGUCCUGAGGCGGCGGUGAGCGGGGCUGGGCACGGCGCUUCGAUAACAUGCAUGUGUCACUGGCUGAGGCUCUGGAGGUUCGGGGAGGGCCACUGCAAGAAGAAGAAAUAUGGGCUAUUUUGAAUCAAAGCGCUGAGAGCCUUCAAGAGCUCUUCAGAAAGGCUGAUCCUGCUGCUCUGGGAUUCAUCAUUUCUCCGUGGUCUCUCCUCUUGCUUCCAUCUGGCAGUGUAUCAUUUACUGAUGACAAUGUUUCCCACCAAGACCUGCGAGCAUUCACAGCACCUGAGGUUCUGCAGAACCAGUCCCUGUCAUCUCUCUCAGAUGUUGAGAAGGUCCAUAUUUAUUCUCUUGGUAUGACGCUCUUCUGGGGAGCUGACCAUGAGGUUCCUCAAAGCCAACCUAUCAAACUUGGAGAUCAUCUCAACAGCAUCCUCCUUGGCAUGUGUGAAGAUGUCAUUUAUGCUCGAGUAUCUGUACGGACCGUUCUGGAUGCCUGCAGUGCUCACAUCAGGAACAGUAACUGUGCCCCAUCUUUUUCAUAUGUGAAGCAGUUAGUCAGACUGGUCUUGGGAAGCCUGUCUGGGAUGGAUCAACUUUCUUGCAAUGGAGAUAAAAAAUUGCAGCCAGACAGGAGCCAGGCAAUUCGGGAGAGGCUGAGGGGAAAAGGACUGCCCACAGGAAAAGCUUCAGUGGUUGAUGCACGUGACGAACACAAGACUCAUUUCUCUCAACAGACAGUGCUUAACAAAGGGCUUAGCAAGUCGAUGGGAUUUCUGGCCAUGAGAGGAACACAAGGCGAGGAGGAAUUUUUCCAGGGCAUUUCCUCAGAUUACAACUCGGGACAGGAAGAUUCUUUCUAUCCUUACAGAUGUAAAACCAAUGAGUUUGAAAACAAAAGUCACCUCCACACAGAUGCAGCUCCCAAGCGGAAGGUGUGGGCUUCUUCCACAGACUUGCUUUGCACGACCAGCAAAGCAGCUGAGAGAGAUUCUUCAGACUCUCACAAGUACAGUCAUCAGUGUGAGACCUUUGCUGUACGAACUUCUACUAUGACCAGAAACAAAGAAGCGAGAUACUCCGAUGGGAGCAUAGCACUGGAUAUCUUUGGACCUCAGAAACUGGACCAAACACGCCAUGUGCCUGAGACAUCAACUUCUGCAGCAAUAUCGAGUGCCUUUGACAGGAUAAGGGAGAGACAGAAGAAGUUGCAGCUCCUGAGGGAAGCCAUGAAUGUAGAAGAGCCUCUGAGAAGGUACAAAUCAUACCACAGCGAUGUUUACAGUACUUCGAGUGAAAGUCCAUCCAUUAUUUCUUCAGAAGCAGAUUUCAGGCAAGUGAGAAGAAAUGAGGGAUUCAAGAGAGAUGAUGCCAGUACUGCUUUGCCAGGUGCUGAUGAUAUCUCCACAUCGAGUCAAGCUCAUUCUCAGAGGGCAAGCAGGCAGCAUGAAGCACCAUUUGAAGGCAAUCUCGUCAGUCAAGAAGCGAUGCUAAAGCGCCAGGAAGAAGAAAUGCUGCAGUUGCAGGCUCGUAUGGCUCUCAGGCAGUCCCGGCCCAACCUCUACCCUGGAGAUGCAAUCAGGUCCUCCAUGCUGGACAUCACCAGAGAUCCGCUUAGAGAAAUAGCCCUGGAAACAGCCAUGACUCAAAGGAAACUGAGGAAUUUUUUUGGCCCUGAGUUUGUGAAAAUGACGAUUGAACCAUUCAUCUCCUUGGAUCUGCCAAAGUCUAUCUUGACAAAGAAAGGGAAGAAUGAUGAUACAAGGAGGAAAGUAAAUGUGAUGCUUUUAAGUGGACAGAAGCUGGAGCUGACCUGUGACACUAAAACAAUAUGUAAAGAUGUCUUUGAUAUGGUUGUUGCCCAUAUUGGCUUAGUGGAGCAUCACUUAUUUGGACUGGCUACUUUAAAAGACAAUGAGUUUUUCUUCGUUGAUCCUGACAUAAAGCUGAGUAAAGUAGCCCCAGAAGGAUGGAAAGAAGAGUCAAAGAAAAAGAACAAGCCCCCUGUCAACUUCACUCUGUUUUUUCGCAUCAAGUUUUUUGUGGAUGAUGUCAGUCUUAUACAGCAUACUCUCACUUGUCACCAGUAUUACCUGCAGCUGCGGAAGGACAUCCUGGAAGACAGGAUGCACUGUGAUGAUGAGACAGCCUUAUUGUUGGCAUCCCUAGCUCUUCAAGCUGAGUAUGGAGAUUACCAGGCAGAGGUGCACGGCAUGUCAUAUUUCAGACUAGAACACUAUGUCCCAGCUAGAGUGAUGGAGAAACUGGAUACAUCCUACAUCAAGGAAGAGUUGCCAAAGUUGCAUAGCACUUACGUGGGUGCUUCUGAGAAAGAGAUAGAAUUAGAAUUCUUGAAGCUGUGUCAGAGGCUCACGGAGUAUGGCGUUCACCUUCAUCACGUGUUACCCGAGAAGAGAUCCCAGACAGGCAUCCUGCUGGGAGUGUGCUCCAGAGGAGUCGUUAUCUUUGAGGUUCACAAUGGUGCCCGCACUCCUGUGCUGCGCUUCCCAUGGAGAGAGACAAAAAAAAUUUCCUUCAGUAAGAAGAAAAUAACAUUGCAGAACACAUCGGAUGGUAUCAAGCAUUCCUUUCAGACUGACAACAGUAAAACCUGUCAGUACCUUUUGCAUCUCUGCUCUUCCCAGCAUAAGUUCCAGCUGCAGAUGAGAACCAGGCAGAGCAACCAGGACACUCAGGACAUUGAGCGAGCUUCCUUUAGGAGCCUGAACAUCCAUGCGGAGUCAGUGAAAGGCUUUGGCAUGGGGCGGGCCAUCAGCACGGGCAGCCUGGCCAGCAGCACCUUGAACCGCCUUGCAGUGCGCCCUCUAUCCGUGCAGGCAGAGAUCCUGAAGCGGCUGUCCUGCUCCGAGCUCUCGCUCUUCCAGCCACCCCCAGGCUCUUCAAAGGACAAGAAUGAGAAGACUUCGUGGGAGGAAAGACCCAGGGUUAUGAGCAAAUCGUUCCAUGAUCUGAGCCAGAGCCAUAUCUCGGUUUACCCUCCGAGGAAGAAUAUUAUCACAGCUUUGGACUCUUCCUCCCAGAAAAUAGAGGACUUAAUGGGAAGAGUCUUUCAGCGAAUGCCAAAAUUUGAUACUGGAUCAGCAGCGGGAGCAUUAAAACUGAACAAUUCAAAAUCUCAUGCAGGUUUAAGUAGAAGUCCUGAAAGAAAGAAAAAUGAAUCGGACUCAUCGUCCAUGGAAGAUACCGGGCAAGCCUAUGUUGUAGGUGUUAGCAUGAGUAACUCUGGAAAUCUUCCAUCAUCAACACCAUUAAAAGAGAGCAGUGACUCUCUGCAAACAACAGAGAGCAGAGUUUCCUCACCAGAAAGAGAGAUCACUUUGGUGAACCUGAAAAAGGAUGAAAAAAUGGGCUUGGGCUUUCAGAUAGUUGGUGGAGAGAAGACGGGGAAACUUGAUCUGGGAAUUUUCAUUCACUCAGUUACUCCUGGAGGGCCAGCUGAUGUGGAAGGAUCUCUGAAACCAGGACACCGACUGAUAUCUGUGAACAGCACGAGUUUGGAGGGUGUCAGCCACCACACAGCAUUAGAAAUUAUAGAGAAUGCUCCUGAGGAUGUAACACUCGUUAUCUCUCAGCCCAAAGAAAAGCCAUCCAAAGCAUCGUGCAGCACCUCGCACCUCACUAAUGGAACCAGGACCUAUGUAAGAAGACCAUCAUCAGUGCAGGACAAUGAGGCAGAGUCCUCUUCGGAGGAGCCUAGCAGGUCCCGUGCUCACCAGAGGGCCAUUGCAGACAGCGUGUCUGCCUUGUCAGGGGGCAGGCGGGAUGGGAGUGUGAGCUCCCAGGACUCCAGGACUGAGAGUGCCAGCCUGUCCCAGAGCCAGACAGCCAGCUGCUUUGGCAGACGUGCCAGUGGCAGAGCCCAACAGGAUCCGCAGAAAUACAGUGACUCCCAGUCUGGGGUUUUGAAAACUAGUGAGAAGAGAAGGUCGUCGUCAGACAGUACUCGAGCCAAAAUGAAAAGGUCGGGAGUUGUGGAGUCUGUGGAGUAUUCUGACCGAGGAGAUUCUGACAUGGAUGAAGCAACUUACUCCAGCAGUCAGGAGCAGCAGGUUGCUCAAAAGGAAUCUUCCUCAGCAAAUGCAGCUGACAAAAUGAAUUCUAAAAAGGUUUCUGCAGAACUUCUUAAACCUGGAGAUAUCUUUGAGGUUGAACUAGCCAAAAAAGAUAACGGCUUGGGAAUAAGUGUCACGGUACUGUUUGACAAGGGUGGUGUAAACACAAGUAUAAAGCACGGCGGUAUUUAUGUGAAAGCAGUUAUUCCGAAAGGAGCAGCUGAAGAAGAUGGCAAAAUAGAAAAAGGUGACCGCGUGCUUUCUGUCAAUGGGGUGAGUUUGGAGGGUGCUACUCAUAAACAAGCUGUGGAAAUGCUGAGAAACACCGGACAGGUGGUGCAUCUGCUGUUGGAAAAAGGACAGCUUUCUGUGGCAAAGGCUCAUGCUCCAGUAACACCACAGUGCACACCUCCAAAUCUGGUGGGGCCAUGUGAGCCUCAGGAGAAACCAGCAACAAGAGCUACAAACAUCAAAGACUACAGCUUUGUCACUGCAGAAAACACGUUUGAGGUAAAGCUGCUGAAGAACAGCUCAGGUCUUGGGUUCAGCUUCUGCCGUGAGGAUAAUCCUACUCCAGAGCAGCUGGGCUCAACCAUUGUGAGGGUGAAGAAGCUCUUCCCUGGGCAGCCUGCUGCAGAGAGUGGGCAGAUAGACAUUGGGGACGUCAUCCUCAAAGUGAAUGGGGCAUCGCUCAAGGGUUUAUCCCAGCAGGAAGUCAUCUCUGCUCUGAGGGGAACAUCUCCAGAAGUCUCUCUUCUCCUUUGUCGGCCACCGCCUGGUAUACUGCCAGACAUCGAUCCUGCUUUGUUGACCCCCAUCAAUUCACCCCUACAAGUAUUUCCAGAUGUCAAUAGAGAAGUUUCUGGUCCUUCAAAUGAAGAACAGGGAGAGAGCUCAGAUGAAAAUGAAACUACUGAUCUGAGCAAGAGAAGACUGAAGUCUCCUUCUAGGAGAGACAGCUACAGUGACAGCAGCAGGAGUGGUGAUGAGGAGACGAUGGACUCACUGGCGCAGUCAGGCCACAGCUGGAAUUCUGCCCUCUGCCAGCCUCCAGAUGAAGCUGUGACACAGGCACACAGCCAGCACGAGGCACGCAGUGCUCAGGGCAGUGCUCUUCGCACCAUCUUGUACUCUGCACAUGAGACUCCUAGCAGGUCAGAGCUUGAGGACAGCACUCUGCUGUUGGAUUUGACAUCGAUCCCACCGUGUAGAACCAUUCCUGAAGUUACCACAUCUGUUUUAAUAAACAGCUGUUAUGCUGCUCCUGCUUCUGAGCUACCUCCACGCCUGGAAGGAAUGGCCUCACUACUCAGCCAGCUAGAAAAAAGUGCUGAAGAAUAUGAACCGGAAGUAGAACUCCAGGUCACCAUGACCAAGUCUGAAAAAGGCAGCCUGGGCUUUACAGUGACCAAAGGGAAUGAUAAUGUGGGCUGCUACAUUCAUGACAUUGUUCAGGAUCCUGCCAAAAGUGAUGGGAGGCUGCGUCCUGGGGACCGACUCAUAAAGGUUAACGACAUUGACGUUACCAACAUGAGUCAUACAGAUGCAGUCAGCUUUCUCCGUGCUGCCCCAAAGACUGUCAGAUUGGUUCUAGGACGUGUGUUGGAGUUACCCAAGAUGCCAGUAUUGCCUCACUUGCUGCCUGAUAUUACGCUAACAUGCCAUAAAGAGGAGCUAGGUCUGUUGUUAGCAGGAGGUCAUGACAGCAUUUACCAAGUUGUGUACAUCAGUGACAUUCUCCCCAGAUCAGCUGCUGCCAGAGAGGAGAGUCUCCGUGCACUAGAUAUUAUCCAUUAUAUUAAUGGGGUCAGCACACAAGGAAUGACACUGAAAGAAGCCAAAAGAACAUUGGAAACAUCCCUUCCUUGGGUUGUGCUCAAAGUGACCAGAGAUGGUCAUCCAGUACUUCCAAAAUCCAGGGGCUCAGAUAGCUCGGAUUCAUGGUCAAAGAAAGCUAAUGGCUGCUCACAUGGUGAUCCCUGUGACAAAACAGAAAAGACAACUGAUGCCUAUGGGCCCAAGGUCAAUGGCAACAGCAUCAUAGGACCUUCUCAUGCAAACACAGAAAAUAACAUCCAUCAUACAAAGGGGCAAUUAAAUCUCACAGGGUCUGGAGAUGCCCCUUCGCUUGGCUUUGCUGCUCAGAUAUUGGAUGUUUCUAAACACAGUGACAAAUCAGAAACGGAGAUUCCAGAUGAUGAAUAUUAUGAUGAAGAUGAUCACAAUGAGGUAGUCCAAUAUUUGUUGGACGUUGUAGAUGAGGAAGCCCAGAACCUAUUAAAUCGAAACAAUGCAACAUCAGAGGCCCAGAGCCUUCUGCACAUCAAGAAGGCCACAUCAGAAGAUCAUCUGACAGUGGAGAUGAAUGGGAAACUGGCAGAAGAUAAGUCUGAAGACACAGACUGUGAUGGUUCAUCUUUACCUGAAGAUUUUUCAGAGCCCAUGCACAUAAAUGGUUGUGAAGACCAUGGUGAGGAAGGAGCUGUGCCAGAAAGAUCUCCUCCACAACCUCCCCUGAGUCAAGCAGAUGAAGAUGAAAUCACGUGGGGAAGUGAUGAAUUGCCAAUUGAAUCAAUCAGCCAGGAGCGUGUAAAUAAAGAUCUCCCUCUGGUGACAAACGAAGAGAUCUCCGCGCUGCGUGCUGUGAGCGUGCUCCCUGGCGGCAAGUACUGCGGAGCCAAGCUGAAGGCGGCCAUCAGGGUGCUGCGAGGACUGCUGGAACAGGGGGUUCCUUCCAAGGAGAUUGAAAAUCUUCAAGAGUUAAAACCAUUGGAUCAGUGUUUGAUUGGACAAGCAAAGGAGAACAGGAGGAAGAACAGAUACAAAAACAUCCUCCCUUACGAUACCACCAGAGUUCCUCUUGGCAGUGAAGGUGGAUACAUCAACGCCAGCUUCAUUCGCAUGCCGGUGGGGAAUGAGGAGUUUGUCUACAUCGCUUGUCAAGGACCUCUCCCCACUACUGUAGCAGACUUCUGGCAGAUGGUUUGGGAGCAAAACUGUACUGUGAUUGCCAUGAUGACUCAGGAAGUUGAGGGAGAGAAGAUAAAAUGCCAACGCUACUGGCCAGAUGUGCUCCAUAAAACCACCAUGAUAACAGACAGGCUGCGGCUGGCUCUUGUAAGGUUUCAGCAGCUGAAGGGCUUCAUCAUCAGAGUGCUGGAGCUAGAAGAGAUCCAGACAGGUGAGGUACGACACAUUUCCCACCUGAACUUCACUGCCUGGCCUGACCAUGACACCCCUUCUCAGCCGGACGACCUGCUGACGUUCAUCUCCUACAUGAGGCACGUGCACAGAUCAGGACCCAUCGUAACACACUGCAGUGCUGGCAUUGGCCGCUCAGGGACCCUGAUUUGUAUCGAUGUGGUUCUGGGGCUUAUCAGCAGAGACCUGGAUUUUGACAUCUCGGACCUGGUGCGCACAAUGCGUCUGCAGCGGCACGGGAUGGUGCAGACAGAGGAUCAGUACAUCUUCUGCUAUCAAGUUGUCCUGUAUGUCCUGAAUCAUCUCCAGCACGAAGAAGAGAGGCAAAUGAAAUCCUGAACUGGAAAGUGCUUUGAAAAUACAGAUGUGAGGAGCCUGAAGGGACCUGAAGGCUCUCACCUGUUCUUUGUUCUGCCAAUGCUGUCAAAGUCCUUUUCUUCAGCUGCUGUCAAAUAUUUUCUCUAUCUGCCUCUGUGUGUCACUGCACAUAAGGUACAUAGUGUACGGACAAAGGAGAGCUCAUACCAUACCACUGCUGUCUUCAGCCCAUGGACACAGCUGUGAGAUAUUUGUAUAACAGUAAAUAAUAUUUAAUAAAGCUGCAUUUUUUUGCAGCUUCCUUAAUACAUGAUUAAGUACUCAAAUAAAAAUAUUUUAAUGAAAAAAAAUGAAAAAAAGUAAUGUUGAAAUACUCCUGCAGCUCUGCAGCUGCUCUGGAGUAUUUGUUUCUUAGGGGGUGGGAUAAAGCAGUAUUCUUGUCCUGGCAAACUUUACUACCAUGCCAUUUUAAUGGUCUCUUUUAAAAGCUUGUGUAUGGCAACAGACUGUUUUGGCCUUUUAGUACAGUUGGAGCUAUUUUAUAGAGGGUAUCUUAAAUCAGUAUUUAAGCUUUAAGAGCUGCCUGUUAGUGUAAGGAUAGUGGUGACUGUUUACUGUAAGUAUCACAGUUAACAAUGUUUACUUGAUAGAGUUCCAUGUAUAUAUUUAUAUACUUUUACAAAAAAAAAAAAAGUUGAAUUAUCAGAUGUCUAACUUUAUAACUUAUUAGGCAUCUCUACUCUGUAAAUAAAAAUACACUUAAAAUGCA